GGGGGUGUGGUGUCACGUGGUGCAUUUAAAUCGAUGGAGUUUUGGAUGGGUUGUACAAAGUUUACAGACUCAUCCAACAAAUCAACAUCACCUGAGGACUGAAGCAAGAAUGGACGCAGGUCUCAAGCAGAUGAACGGGGAACUGGAGAGAAAGGGCUCUCUGACCUCAUCCUACCUGGAAGAACCGUUAAACAAAUCAGGAGUGGUGUCCUGCAUCUUCUCUCUGAAAGAGGAGGUUGGCGCUCUUGUAAAAGCUCUGAAACUAUUUGAGGAGAAAGGAAUUAACCUGACCCACAUUGAGUCCCGUCCAUCACGCAAGAACAAAAAAGAAUAUGAGUUCUUCAUCAGUGUGGAUCAAACCUCCUGUAAAGCAAUGGAAGAAGUUGUUCACAGUCUGCGCACACAGAUCAGUGGCCAAGUUCAUGAGUUGUCUCGCAACAAACAGAAAGACACAGUUCCAUGGUUCCCCAAUGUCAUCCAGGACGUGGACCGCUUUGCCAAUCAGAUUCUCAGUUACGGGUCCGAGCUGGAUGCAGACCAUCCUGGCUUUACGGACCCCGUGUACCGUGCCAGGAGGAAGGAAUUUGCUGACAUUGCCUACAACUACAGACAUGGACAGAUUAUUCCACAAAUCGAAUACACGGCUGAAGAGAAGGCCACAUGGGGGAUGGUUUUUCGAGAGCUGAAGACUCUGUACCCCACUCAUGCCUGCCGUGAACACAACCGUGCUUUUCCACUGCUGGAGAAGUACUGCGGGUACCGUGAGGACAACAUCCCGCAGCUAGAGGACAUCUCACGCUACCUGCAGUCAUCCACUGGUUUCCGUCUGCGUCCCGUGGCCGGUCUCCUCUCCUCACGUGACUUCUUAGCUGGUCUCGCCUUCCGAGUGUUUCACUCCACCCAGUACAUUCGCCAUAACUCCAAACCCAUGUACACACCUGAACCGGACAUCUGUCAUGAGCUGCUGGGUCAUGUCCCACUGUUUGCUGACCCAAGUUUUGCCCAGUUCUCACAGGAAAUCGGAAUUGCUUCUUUGGGCGCCCCUGAUGAGUUCAUAGAGAAGCUGGCCACAGUCUACUGGUUCACUGUGGAAUUUGGUCUGUGCAAGCAAGGAAAUGAAGUAAAGGCUUACGGUGCAGGUCUGCUCUCAUCUUUUGGCGAACUGCAGUACUGUUUAACAGACAAGCCCAAACUCCAGCCCUUCGAUCCAGAGAAGACCUCAAUGCAGAAGUAUCCCAUCACAGAGUUCCAGCCAGUUUACUUUGUGGCUGAAAGUUUCGAGGACGCCAAAGAAAAAGUCAGGAAAUUUGCCGCCACCAUUCCCAGACCUUUCACUGUGCACUACAAUCCCUACACACAGAGCAUUGAGGUGCUGGACAACGCUCAGCAGCUGAAGGACCUGGCUGACAGCAUCAGUGGUGAGAUCUCAAUCCUCUGCAAUGCUCUGCGGAAGAUGGAGUGAAACGAUGGGGAGUAAAGAAGAAA
This is a messenger RNA of Rhinichthys klamathensis goyatoka, 1485 nucleotides long. It is a transcript of the gene pah, whose product is annotated as phenylalanine hydroxylase. The record is from RefSeq and is a predicted model, not a curated record. Bases 110 to 1462 code for a protein of 450 amino acids. The transcript is spliced from 13 exons. Lineage: Eukaryota; Metazoa; Chordata; Actinopteri; Cypriniformes; Leuciscidae. Gene Ontology annotation, biological process: L-tyrosine biosynthetic process; L-phenylalanine catabolic process. Gene Ontology annotation, molecular function: phenylalanine 4-monooxygenase activity; iron ion binding.